AUGAAAUAUUUUAAGGAAAAUCCUUCGUCCCAUCAUCUCCCAUCUAGGAUUGUAAAUUUCAUAGUAAUAUCUUGUUCGAUUUUCGGUAUUUAUCUCCUCCUGUCAUUAGUCCUUGUUCCAGAUGCAAAUCAGUUGCAUCUUUCAGCCACUGCACUACAAAAUUUAUCGUCCACAACCUCACUUGAACACAUUGUUUUUGGGAUUGCCUCCACUAGAACAUCGUGGUUGAGAAGGAAAGAAUAUGUUAGGCUCUGGUGGAAGCCAGGAGUGAUGAAGGGAUGCGUUUUCCUUGAACAGAUGCCACCAAAUACAUCGUUAUCGUUAGAAAAAGAUCGUGUUUCUCUAACUCCUUUAUGCGUUUCUGAGGACACCUCCCGAUUUCCAUACACGUUUAAGGGCGGUCUAAGGUCAGCGAUUCGUGUAGCCAGAGUUGUAUCGGAAACUGUGGCCUUGAACUACAGCAAUGUGAGAUGGUUUGUGUUUGGAGAUGAUGAUACGGUUUUCUUUCCCGAGAAUCUGGUGAAGACCCUCAGAAAGUAUGAUCAUGGCCUGUGGUAUUACAUAGGGACUAAUUCUGAAAAUUUCGAAGCGAAUAAGGCUUUUUCUUUUGAAAUGGCGUUUGGCGGAGCUGGUUUUGCUAUAAGCUAUCCCCUGGCUAAAGUCUUGGCGAAAGUGCUCGACUCUUGUUUGGAAAGAUACCAUCAUCUCUAUGGCAGCGAUUCAAGGAUUUAUUCCUGUUUGACAGAACUCGGAGUUUCUUUGACACAUGAACCUGGAUUUCAUCAGGCAAGUAUAAUGGAUGUCAGGGGAAGCAUUUUCGGGCUGUUAACUGUGCAUCCCGUGAAGCCAUUGGCUACUCUUCAUCAUUUGGACGCAAUAGAUCCGAUUUUUCCAAACAAGACGACUUUAGGUGCUCUGCGACACUUGUUCGAUGCAGCAAAAGUUGAUUCUGAGAGGAUUUUGCAACAAACUGUCUGCUAUGAUCGGUUGUUGUCGCGGACGAUUUCAGUGUCUUGGGGAUAUGCAAUCCAACUGAUGGAAAGUAAUAUCCUUCUCCCUGAUGUUGUGCGUGCCCAGGAAACUUUCAGGGCCUGGAAGAAGGGACAAAAUAAUCACAUCAUUAAUGCACAGAGAUCUCACCCUGAUUCAUGUUCCAGGCCGGCUGUUUUCUUUUUCGACAGUGCCUUCGCCGGUAGAGAUGGAAUCACGAGCAUCUACAAGAUCAUGGACAGUAACAGUAGUAAUUGUACCAACAACAAGAAGAAAGAUGAAAUCAGAGUCUUCUCAAAGAAGUUAGACCUUGACAUUAGACAGUUGCAGGCUUCAAGAAGACAAUGUUGUGAUGUGUUGAACUCUUCAGCUCAGAAUCUCGUUGAGAUUGGGAUUAGAGAAUGUGGAGCUGAGGAACUAAUUGCUCAAAUGGUUCCUUAG
Messenger RNA from Oldenlandia corymbosa var. corymbosa, 1431 nucleotides. NCBI's taxonomy places the organism in Eukaryota, Viridiplantae, Streptophyta, Magnoliopsida, Gentianales, Rubiaceae. The record is from the annotation of a GenBank genome assembly.